Oncorhynchus tshawytscha (Chinook salmon) is the source of this 2064-nucleotide messenger RNA. RefSeq names its product E3 ubiquitin-protein ligase TRIM21-like. NCBI's taxonomy places the organism in Eukaryota, Metazoa, Chordata, Actinopteri, Salmoniformes, Salmonidae. The transcript has 6 exons. Gene Ontology annotation, molecular function: protein binding; zinc ion binding. The record is from RefSeq and is a predicted model, not a curated record. Bases 157 to 1626 code for a protein of 489 amino acids.
GCAAUUUAAACCUAACUUCCCUGUAGUGGGUUGGAGAACAGGAAUAGAAAGGGAUAAAGGACACGGUUGUAAUGACACAUGUACACAUGUACAGUCGCUAUUUCAUACUAUACUCUGAAGAGAUUGGCCUUUACCUAACUUCAUCUGAGGAAGAGGAUGACGCAGCAGGGACCUACAGCAGCUAUGGAGGAAAGGCUCAGCUGUCCCAUCUGCUUUGAGUUCUUCCAGGACCCAGUGAGUCUGAAAUGUCAACACAGCUUCUGCCGCAGCUGCCUGGAAAUACCAACAAGGAUUCAACAAAAGCAGCGCGAGUGCCCAGUCUGCAGGGGAAGGAAUUCCAUAGACAAUAUCCAGCCCGCAAUGUCUAAUAUGAAACUGAGGAACAUAGUGGAGGCCUACCUGCAGGGAGAAGAGAAGAAGGGUAGUGGGGGGAGAGCAGUGGGUCUUGUGGUGUGCGCCAGACAUAAUAAGAAGCUCAGGUUUUUCUGUGAGGAAUGUGAGGAACUUGUUUGUGCUGUGUGUGUGGAGACCGAGCGGCAUGCCAAGCAUAAACACCAGCCAGUGAAGGAGGAAGCGCAAUGGCGUAAGAGGGAAAUCACUUCAUUGAUCUACAACCUUCCUGAGAAACUGGAACUGGACAUAAAGCAAGCGAGAGUCACAAGAAAGUGUGCAGCACAGUACAUAAAGACCCAGGCCCAAACCACAGCAGGACAGAUCAAGAGUGAGUUUGCGAACCUCCACCAGUUCCUGAGAGUUGAGGAGGAGGCCAGACUGGCAGCUUUGAAACAGGAGGAACGGGUGAAGACAGGGUUACUGACCGAGAGGAUCGCCCGUCUUGCCAGCAACAUGACCUCACUCCCAGGGAGGAUCUCAGACAUACAGGCCAAGAUGAAGACAGAUGACAUCUCGUUUCUACAGAUGUACAAGGAUUUGAAAGACAGGGCCAAGUAUACAAUGCAGGAUCCAGAGCCUGUAUCGGGGGCACUGAUAGACGUGGCCCAACACUUGGGAAACCUGAGGUUCAAGGUCUGGAAGAAAAUGCAAGAGAUGGUGCAAUACACCCCUGUGACCCUGGAUGUGAAUUCAGCCCACCCUGAUCUACUGAUCUCUGGGGUCCUCCUGGAGGUGAGUGACAGACGAUCGUCCCAGCCUGUGCCUGAUAACGCGGAGCGAUUCGACAGCUCAGUGAGCGUGUUGGGCUCUGAAGGCUUCUACUCAGGCAUUCACAGCUGGGAGGUGGAGGUGGGGCCUAAGAAGGCCUGGACCCUGGGAGUGGCCAAAGAGGGUGUGGCCCGGAAGGGCAAUGUGAUGGUCAGCCCAGAGGGUGGGAUCUGGGCGAUGGGGCUGUGGAACGGGGAGGAGUAUAGCGCUGGAACCUCCCCCCUGGGUACCCCUUUGGUCCUGAGUAGGAAACCCCAGAACGUCAGGGUCAAGUUGGACUAUGAGAAAGGAGAGCUGUCCUUCUAUGACUCCAGUGACAUGUCACUCAUCUAUAUGUUCGAACAGAGGUUCACAGAGAGACUGUUCCCCUACUUCUCUCCCUGCUUUAACUCCGAUGGCACUAACCCUGGAGUACUGAGUAUCUGCCCUGAGAAGGUGUUUGUGACUGUGACACCUGCUCACUAAGGAUAUUUUCUGGUGAUACUACUUUACGAUCACUCACCGAAGUGUCUGUCUUGGUAAAGUCUGUCACAGUGACUCUAGUGGUGACAGUGAUGUCUGUGACACCAAUGUGUAUUCCGAAACUUUGUCUGGGGCACUUUCCUGUUAAUUAAUUUAUUGAGAGAAUGUGUCAUGAAUUCCCUACUUUUUGGUGGAAUGUUCAAUAAAAUUACAGUUACAAAAAAAGAGUUCCAAAAGGGUUCCCUUUUUGGUUCCAGGUAAAACUAUUUCGGGUUCCAUGUAGAACCUUUUGUGGAAAGGGUUCUAGAUUAAAUCUAAAAGGGUUUUACCUGGAACCAAAAGAGGUUCUUCAAAGUGCUUUCCUAUAGGGACAGCUGAAGAACCUUUUUGGUUCUAGAUAACACCUUUUUUUGAAGAAUGUACAGUUGUGGCCAAAAGUUU